Diuraphis noxia (Russian wheat aphid) is the source of this 596-nucleotide messenger RNA. Its product is annotated as fatty acyl-CoA reductase 1-like. Lineage: Eukaryota; Metazoa; Arthropoda; Insecta; Hemiptera; Aphididae. The record is from RefSeq and is a predicted model, not a curated record. Gene Ontology annotation, cellular component: peroxisome. Gene Ontology annotation, biological process: long-chain fatty-acyl-CoA metabolic process. Gene Ontology annotation, molecular function: alcohol-forming very long-chain fatty acyl-CoA reductase (NADP+) activity.
UCGACGGUCAAUGACCCCAUCAAAGGAUGGAUAGAUAAUUUUAACGGACCGAUCGGACUAAUGACGGCAUGUGGCAAAGGAAUUGUACGAGUAACAUACGCCGAUAAAUCAAUAAUUCCCGAUUAUAUGGCCGUCGAUAUUUCCAUAAAAUCAAUGAUCGUAGCGGCUUGGCAUAGAUCUACAUUAAAUUGUUUGGAGGAGAACGAUGUUAUCCCCGUUUACAACAGUGCAUCUGUAUCAAAAUCUGUAUCAAACAAAGAAUUAUUAGAUUUAGGUAUGAAAACUCUUGAACAAUAUCCAUUCGAUGAAAUGUUGUGGCGACCAUCGAUCAAGUUUACGACCUGUUUUUACUACUAUUACAUCGUCACAGUUAUCGAGCAAGUCUUGCCAGCGAUAUUUGUCGAUGCCUUAUUGGAACUGAUUGGAAAACAACACAAGUAUAAAAACGUGUAUCAAUCUAUCUAGUACCUACUACCAGUACUACUUAUUUCUAUAUUAGAUGUAUUGAAUCAUUUAAUUAAAAAACAGAAAUUCGUUUUGGUUUCAACUCGACGGCAUCAAUAUAGCCAUAUAGGUAACCUUUAGCUGGUAUUUGU